Closterium sp. NIES-67 is the source of this 1123-nucleotide messenger RNA. NCBI's taxonomy places the organism in Eukaryota, Viridiplantae, Streptophyta, Zygnematophyceae, Desmidiales, Closteriaceae. The record is from the annotation of a GenBank genome assembly.
GACCACUUUGGACGAAUGCGUGGUGGUGUACCUGGACGACAUACUCAUCUACUCGCGCGACAUGAAGCAGCACGUCGAACACCUGCGACGCGUCUUCGAAAUUCUUCGACGAGAACGAUUCUACGUCAAACUGUCCAAGAGCGAAUUCGCCCUUGAGAAGGUCCAAUUUCUAGGACACAUGGUGAGCGCUCAAGGAGUUCACGUCGACCCCAAGAAAAUCGAAGCCGUACGUACGUGGAAGACACCCGAGAACGUGAAGGAGUUGCAGCAGUUCCUAGGCUUCGCUAAUUACUACAACAGGUUCGUGCCACAGUAUGCGAAACUCGCGGCACCACUCACGAAUCUGCUGAAGAAGAACACGCCCUACAAAUGGGAGACGAAGCACCAGGAAGCCGUGGAGCAGCUGAAACAAGCACUAACGUCCGCACCGGUACUCAUCUUGCCAGAUCCCGAACGCGACUACGUCAUCGAAGCUGACGCCAGUGACCAGGCAGUGGGAGCAGUCUUGAUGCAAGACCAGGGGAAUGGACUGCAACCAAUUGCCUACCUCAGCAAGAAACUGCACGGGGCAGAACUCAACUACCCGAUACACGACAAAGAGGCCUUGCAUGUCAUCGCCUUCAAAGCGUGGAGAUGCUAUCUCGAAGGACGAAGAACAACCGUCUACACCGACCACUGCAGCCUGAAAUAUUUGAAGACACAACCCAACCUUUCCAGGCGGCAGGUCCGGUGGAUCGACUUCCUCGAGACACACUUCCACUACGACAUCCAUGGCAUCCAACUACACUCAUCUCCGACCGAGACCCCAAGUUCACCAGCAAGUUCUGGAAGGAACUUAUGUCUCUGCUCGGCACCAAACUCGCCAUGUCAUCCGCAUACCAUCCGCAGACAGACGGACAGACCGAGCGCCUCAACCAAAUUGUUGAGCAACUCCUCCGAGCAGCCUGCAAGGACGACAUCUCCAAAUGGGACUUGCACCUGCCCGUCUAGAGUUUGCUUACAACAAUGCUACACAUGCCGCUACUGGACAGACGCCGUUCUUCCUCUGCUACGGACGCCACCCACUCACACCACAGAAACCGACACAUCAGCUACAGCGUGAACCCAAAUCCGAUUGGUACGG